This is a messenger RNA of Vicia villosa (hairy vetch), 1041 nucleotides long. RefSeq lists its product as uncharacterized. Gene Ontology annotation, biological process: chromosome segregation. NCBI's taxonomy places the organism in Eukaryota, Viridiplantae, Streptophyta, Magnoliopsida, Fabales, Fabaceae. The coding region runs from base 250 to 825 and encodes 191 amino acids. The record is from RefSeq and is a predicted model, not a curated record. The transcript has 9 exons. Gene Ontology annotation, cellular component: MIS12/MIND type complex.
CCGCUUACCUUGCAUCAGAAACAAAUUUGAAUCUUCUUCAAAGAAAAUAAACAAGUUUGAACCGCACUGACCUCAACUGGCCGGAAAAAGCAAAAGCUAACCGGAAAACGCUGACGGAGUCGGUUAUCCGCGUCCAGAAACAGUGAGAAAGUACAGGUUGCUACAUUAUUGCACGUAUAACUUUGGGGAAAAAUAAUCUACUAGUGAGAAAAUUGAAUUAAUCACUACAAAUAAAGUGUUUUUUAAAGAAUGGAGAAAAGUCCUGUACCUGAUUCCAAUGCAUCAUCAACAACUUCUACACCAAUUGGAUCCAGGUUCUCCACUUUGAACAAGUCCUUCAAGGUUGCUCUGCGUUCCAUGCUAACUACAUCUUCAAAGGAGGAAUUUGUUAAAGAAUUUCCAAGUUUUACCAAAGCUGAAAAAGAUUAUCUUCAUCGCCUAUAUCUUCAGGCCAUGGAUUCUUUUCAUGAAGCCUUUCAGGAAGAAUUUGAAGAAAUCUGUCUCAAAAUAAAGAUGGGAGCUGUUCUUGAUGCUGUAGAGGAAAUUGUGGAAGAACAAGAACUGGAUCCUUUGUUUUCAAAGAGGUAUAGGAGUAACAUAGUGGAUACUGUUGAAAGUCUGUCUGUGGCAAAGAAGAACGAAAUCCAACACUUAAAGCAUAUGGUGCAAUUGGGAGAGGAAAAUAAUCAAAGGCUCCGCAACCGACUGCAAGUCCUUAAAGAAAACAGUCAACUUUUAUCUGGUGUUUCACAUGCUAUUGAGAAGUUCAAAAUCAUGAAUUCAAAUUAUGGGGCCAACAGUAGUGAUGAAAUGCAUGAUGCAUAACAUUUCUAGCACAAGUACCUGUAAAUUCACCCAGUUUCCUCUGCUGAGAGAUCAUCUCUUUAAUGUUGUUGCAAUGCUUCUGAUGAAAAUUGAAACAUUUACCAGGCAAUCUUAGCAAAGAAUUGUCUCUGUAUAGUAUCGUUAUUAGUGUUUCAGCUCUUUCUGUAAUUUAAAUACUCAACUUCUGUGAAAAGAAAAAUUGCUUGUGAUCCUCAA